CCCAACGUAUAAUCCAUCUAUAAUACUACCUACCCAUUUCCCCGUCGUCCUUUAUUGGUCGACUCCCUUUUUCUUGUCCGAGACAUCUAUGCCAGAAGGAGACGCAAAACGUUAUAAAGUCUUUCAAAAGUUUAACAUAAAUACUCAUCAUGCCCGUCACCGCCAAAAGUCAAUCGACCUCCUCUUACAACAUAGCCAUCAUCGGCUCUGGCUUGGGCGGUCUCUCCGCCGCCAUUGCUCUCCGUCGUGCCGGCCAUCAAGUCACCAUCUAUGAACGAUAUGACUUUGGCGGAGAAGUCGGUGCGUCACUGUCGCUCGCCUCCAACGGCUCGCGGUUCCUACAUGAAUGGGAAGUGGACAUUCCGGCCGCUAAGCCCGUCAUUCUGCGGAACCUCAUUAUGCACGAUUGGUCGUCGGGAGAGAUUUCCGGCCAGUAUCCACUGGGAGACUAUCGUGAGCGGUUCGGAACAGACUACAACAAUUUCCACAGAAUUGAUCUUCAUAAGCACCUAAAAAAUGUGGCCACUGCCGAAGCGGGCCAGGGCCCUCCGGCACAGCUAAAAGUGUGGCAUAAAGCAAUCAAGCUAGAUCCUGCUCAAGGCAGAAUAGCGUUUGAAAACGGCACCGAGGCUGUUCAUGAUGUUGUCGUUUGUGCGGAUGGAAUUCGAAGCCAGAUGCGGGAGCAACUUGGCAUCACUCCGCAAGUCACGCCGUCCACCUCAUGUUGCUACAGGUGCAUCAUCAGCACCAAAAAGCUCCGCGAGUUGGGCCUUGGCGAGUUUGCCGAUAAUAGCGCCAUUGAGUUCUGGGGCGGGAAAGGCAUCGAUAAGAUUGUCAUGAGCCCUUGCUCUAACCACGAGGUCGUCAGCUGCUAUUGCUUCUAUCCAGCGGAAAAGAACGAUCUCAAGGAGGAUGGCUGGAAUAUCUCGUCCACGGGCGAGAAUCUGGCAGCAACAUUCCCCGAUCUGGACGACAGGCUGCGGCUUCUGUUUCGCAACGCAGAGGACAUCAAGAUGUGGCGCCUUUACAAUCAUGAGCCUUAUCCUUAUUGGGUGAAUGGUCGUUGCUGCCUCCUUGGAGACGCAGCUCAUCCCAUGAUGCCUGAUCAGUCUCAAGGCGCUUGCAUGGCUCUCGAAGAUGCUGGUGCGCUUGGUAUCCUCUUCUCAGCCGAGUAUGCGCAUCUGUCUAUACCAGACAAGCUUCAAAUGUAUGAGCUAGAGCGCAGGCCACGAGCCUCGCGUGUGCAAGAGAGCAGCCGCCGAGCCAGAACAGACAUAACAGAGCGGAUUGGCUGGAGCAGUGCCAACGACCGGCCGGGAAAGCUGACCAUUGAAGAGGUAUGCGGGUACAAUAUGCAUUCUCAUGUAGCCGAGCUGGUGGAGAAACUCGCGAACCCCUGA
This is a messenger RNA of Trichoderma virens Gv29-8, 1400 nucleotides long. RefSeq lists its product as uncharacterized. The record is from RefSeq and is a predicted model, not a curated record. The coding region runs from base 150 to 1400 and encodes 416 amino acids. Gene Ontology annotation, molecular function: FAD binding; monooxygenase activity. NCBI's taxonomy places the organism in Eukaryota, Fungi, Ascomycota, Sordariomycetes, Hypocreales, Hypocreaceae. The transcript has a single exon.